CCACACAUAUUGAAAGCAAUACAGAUGGCAGUCAUGAACGUGCUUACACAGACAGCCCGGUUAUUCCUCAUUGUGUGCCCGCUUACUCUCUUGCAAUCCCUUUCUUUGCAAGGCUGAAGUCUUUCAAGUUAAAGCAAGUUCUUAACCUUUGCAAGAUGUAGGUCUCUGGAACGGGGAGAAGAGAUGGAGUGAGUGAGGAAAUCUGAGCGCUGCAGCGUAGAGCCAAGUGACAUGUCGGUUUCCCCAUCUGAUUUCCAUCUCUCUGCAGCCUGCCCUGGGGGUACCGAGAAGCCUUGCAGUGGAUACGGGCAAUGUGAUGGUGAAGGAACACGUGGAGGCACCGGUCUUUGCAUGUGUCAGACUGGCUACGGUGGUCCCUUUUGUUCAGAGUGUGGAGAUGGCUACUAUGAAGCUGCUCGCAAUGACAGUCACCUGGUAUGUGCGGAGUGCUACCGGGCCUGUGGGCGCUGUUCAGGCCCCGAGGAUACCAGCUGUCUGCGCUGCAAGAGAGGCUGGAUGCUGCACAACCAACGAUGCAUUGACAUAGAUGAAUGUGGCACUGACAUGGCACACUGUCGCAACAACCAGUUUUGUGUCAAUACCGAAGGCUCCUAUGAAUGCCAAGAUUGUGCCAAAGCUUGUAUUGGCUGCAUGGGCGCUGGGCCUUCUCGCUGCAAGAAAUGCAACAAGGGCUAUCAGAGAGAUGGUGUCAAAUGCCUUGGUAAGUUCAACUGUCACCCCUUUCUGUGCUAGAGUUCUUAUUGAGGAGUCCUUGGCGCUCU
Molecule: messenger RNA, 782 nt
Organism: Pseudonaja textilis
Lineage: Eukaryota; Metazoa; Chordata; Lepidosauria; Squamata; Elapidae
Source: RefSeq, a predicted model, not a curated record